CAUCAAGACUUUUCCAGCAACWCUAAUACCAUGAACAUCGCUGAGAGUGUGCCUUGCUCCAGAGAAAAGAGUUCUGCUUUUACACCUUUCCAUAUCAACGGCGUUUCAGAAAAGAUGCUCUUUUCCGCGGCUUCAACAACCUGCCCSCAGAUCAGCAGUCAUCCUGGCUUUCUCCCUUAYCCMGCGACGUAUAUGAACCCAUCUGCGUAUUUACAAAGAUGCUGCGGUCAUGAUUUUGGAAUGCUUCCUCUACGAGAAGCCAAGGGUAUGAUAUCACAUAUGGCAAGUCCUUAUCUACCACAUGGGAGCCUUCCACUCUUGGGCUUUCAUCACACCGAAGAAGAAAAACCAAGUCAGUCAUAUAUUGGGCUCAUUGGAAAAGCGAUUCUCAGCGCACCCCAAAAGAAACUCGUACUCAGCGACAUCUAUAACUACAUUUUGACAAAUUACCCGUACUUUCGCAACAAAGGACCUGGWUGGAGAAACAGCAUCCGCCAUAAUCUCAGUUUAAACGAAUGCUUUAUCAAAGUUGGUCGAAGCCCCAAUGGAAAAGGACAUUUCUGGGCUAUAAACCCAGCCAAUUUUGAGGACUUUAGUCGAGGAGAGUACAGAAGAAAGCGAGCAAACAAAAAGAAAGUUUCUUCGAGUGAUACUUUGAAAGUGAAAACCGAGAGAGAGAUUGAGAUAGCGCCAAAGUUGGAGSCCGAUGUGUCCCCAAGUGGUUCUCUUGCAUURCCUACCUUUUCRAUGCCACUCAUUGUWCAGACUGCACCAAACAGCAAUAAACAGCACAAAGGCUUUCAUAUCGAAACUUUGUUAUCAACAACAACGAGUUCUGUAAGUAAAUMAACGAACUUUUCCCAGAGAACUGAUUUUUAGCGUUAAAGACAUGUGCAAUAUAUGUACACUGAUAUUCAAAUCCUUGUAUAUAAUAUCUUUUUUAUGAAGUAUAAAUAAAAUAUUCCUUAGGAAUCUGUAAAUAAAUGAAUUAAUCUUUAUACGAAUGCUAGUUUUAUAGCAUUAUAUGUA
Exaiptasia diaphana is the source of this 1029-nucleotide messenger RNA. RefSeq names its product forkhead box protein I1c. NCBI's taxonomy places the organism in Eukaryota, Metazoa, Cnidaria, Anthozoa, Actiniaria, Aiptasiidae. Gene Ontology annotation, molecular function: RNA polymerase II cis-regulatory region sequence-specific DNA binding; DNA-binding transcription factor activity, RNA polymerase II-specific. Bases 31 to 879 code for a protein of 282 amino acids. Gene Ontology annotation, biological process: regulation of transcription by RNA polymerase II; anatomical structure morphogenesis; cell differentiation. The record is from RefSeq and is a predicted model, not a curated record. The transcript has a single exon.